This is a messenger RNA of Syzygium oleosum, 1390 nucleotides long. RefSeq names its product NEDD8-specific protease 1. The record is from RefSeq and is a predicted model, not a curated record. The transcript is spliced from 2 exons. The coding region runs from base 212 to 904 and encodes 230 amino acids. NCBI's taxonomy places the organism in Eukaryota, Viridiplantae, Streptophyta, Magnoliopsida, Myrtales, Myrtaceae. Gene Ontology annotation, biological process: proteolysis. Gene Ontology annotation, molecular function: cysteine-type peptidase activity; deNEDDylase activity.
CAUGAAAACCUCCAUAUUCUGAUUUAUGGCCCUGAAAAUCCCACUUCACCUUCCCUGCCGGAACUGCUGCUUCUCUGCUCGACGAACCAGAAUCUGAAGGAAGGAAUUGGGUUCUUUGCCAGCGUCGGCACUUUCCGGUGACGCCGCGCCGCCCCGCAGCCUAACCGCCUUCAUGGUUUAUUGAUUUGAAGUCUCAGUCAAGAUCCACAUCAUGGGAAAAUCCUCGGGUGAUGAAAAGAUUCUCAGCUACAAAGACGUCUUGCUCAGACGGUCGGAUCUGGACAUACUUAGCGGUCCAUACUUUCUCAAUGACCGUAUCAUUGAGUUCUAUUUCAGCUAUCUUUCUUCAUGCUAUCCUUCUCCAGAUAUUUUACUGGUUCCACCUUCAAUUGCUUUUUGGAUAGCAAACUGCCCUGAUGUUGAGGGACUUAAAGAUUUCGUAGAGCCUCUAGAUUUGCCUGGUAAGAAAGUUGUAAUUUUCCCAGUCAACGACAAUGAAAAUGUGGGCCUAGCAGAUGGUGGUUCUCAUUGGAGCUUGCUGGUGUUUGAGAGAGAUGCUGGUGUAUUUGUGCAUCACGACAGCUCACGAGGGAUGAAUAGUCGAUAUGCCAGGCAACUCUACGAAGUCCUAGUUAGAUUUAUAAAUGGCUCAAAUUCAGCAUCUGAUGCCAAAUUCAUUCAAUGUAGUAGCUCGCCCCAGCAGCUAAAUGGUUAUGAUUGUGGGUUGUAUGUGAUAGCUACUGCAAGAGCGAUAUGUUGCUGGCAUGAAACUGCUAAAUUGAGCAACAAGAAGGAUCUUUGGUUUUCUUCUGUUGAGGAGCAAGUUACUCCGCCUGCUGUUACUGAAUUAAGAAAAGAGAUUCUUCAGCUGGUUAAAGAUCUGAUGACUGCUAGCGCUAAGUAAUGAUGCUGAUUGGGGGGGUAAAGGAGAGAGAGAAGGGGGGGGGCGGCGCUGCAGAAAGAACGGAAUACCAGCGUGACGAGGCUUACCUGGAAAGACAUUCGGGUGUCUCAUCGGCUCAGGAAGAAUGGAGAAAAUUUCUCCAAAGGUGGGUUCUUGCAAAGGAUCUUAGAGAUGUUUUUUGUGUUUCUGAAAUCCAAAGGAUGGUCAGAUCUACUUGGGCAUUCAUGACAUCCUGGCUCUAUCCCUCACACUCUUCUCAAUGACUAGCAAAAAUGUGUUUUUUCUUAUUCUUUUCCGGGUCGGAGAGUACGUAGCAUUGAGGGGUGUUAUGUUAGUAGCAUUCAGGGUAUUCUAGUGCGACUGCAAUGUGUCCUAGACUUCAACUCUUCAUAUAUGUACCUUCAAUUUCCAUGUGAACUUGCACCUUCGUGAAAGUACAGUUUUUAGUUCUGCUCUUUGGGUGAAAGGAUCAUCUGUUUUGUUUUA